GAAGUACAUAGGUGGGAUUUCCUUUGGAAAAAAACUGGGGAAAACAUUCAGUUUUAUGGACAGAAAAUAAUGACAUGCCUGCAAUGACUGUAACAUUAAGUGUAGUAUUUCUUUCCUUCAUUCAGCUGUCUACUCAGUUGGGCAUUGGUAUCUUUUCUAUCUACAAUGAAGAGCACAAAAAAUGUGUCAUUGUUAAAAGCACUAAUUCAGUUAUAGCUGGAAACUGCGCGCCAACUGAUCCAAAUCAACAGUUCAGAUGGAUUUCAGAGAACAGAGUGAUGAGUAUUGCAUUUACACAAUGCCUUGGGGUACCUGCAAAGAAGGACUGGGUUCCAGUCACCCUUUAUCCCUGUGAUGCAAAAAGUGAAUUCCAGAAAUGGGAGUGUAGAAAUGAGACCCUCUUUGCACUAAGUGGUGUUGACCUGCAUUUUAACUAUGGCAACAAAAAUGAGAAAAAUAUCAUGUUGUACAAAGGAUCUGGAACAUGGAGCAGGUGGAUCACUUUUGGCACAAAUGAUGAUUUAUGUUCUCGAGGAUACGACGACAUAUUUUCCUUGAGUGGUAAUGGUAACGGGCAGUCCUGUGCGUUUCCUUUUCUGUUUCAAAACAAGUGGUAUGCUGACUGCACGAAGGACGGAAGAGCCGAUGGACUGAGCUGGUGUGCAACAACAGAAAAUUAUGAUACAGAUGGGAAGUAUGGGUUUUGUCCCAUAAAAUCGACCAGUGAAUGCGGGAAAUUUUGGGUUAAAGAUCCAAUGAGUGGAGUUUGCUACCAGAUCAGUAAAGAAGCUGCCCUUACUUGGCAUGAAGCAGGGAAAAGCUGUCAACAGCAAAAUGCAGAACUGUUAAGUGUCACUGAGCUAACAGAACAAACUUACCUCUCAGGACUAACAAAUGAACUAAGUUCUCCAUUAUGGAUUGGCUUGCACAGCUUGGAUUUUCAUGUCGGUUGGCAGUGGAAAGAUGGUGGUCCUUUCAGAUACCUGAACUGGGCUCCAGGAAACCCUGCUGGCCAGCCCGGAAAGAACUGUGCAUCACUGCAUCCUGGAAAAAAUGCAAAAUGGGAAAACUGUGAAUGUGGCCUAAAACUGGGAUACAUUUGUAAAAAAGGAAAUACCACCAGAAACCUUUUCAUUGAUCCGUCUGUUAAUAAUCUGCAUAUUAAGUGCCCGGAUCAGUGGGUUCCUUAUGCAGGAAACUGUUACACAAUCAAGAGAGAAGCGAAAAUGUGGAAGGAUGCAUUGGUGUCAUGUCGAAAAGAAGAAGCUGACCUUGCCAGUAUCCAUAAUAUCGAGGAACACAGUUUUAUAUUCUCUCAGCUUGGAUAUUUGCCAACUGACAUACUCUGGAUUGGUUUGAAUGACCAAAAGCACCACAUGCUGUUUGAAUGGAGUGACAUGACUCCAGUUACCUUCACCAUAUGGAAGCAGGGAGAGCCAAGCCAUCUACAAAACAGACAAGAAGACUGUGUGCUCAUUGAGGGAAAGGAUGGCUACUGGGCAGAUCACAUCUGCGAAAAGAAACAUGGCUACAUUUGCAAACGAAAACCAUUAUCUAUGACUCAUGAAGAUCUGGCUAUAACUGAAAAAGGUUGUAAGAUGGGUUGGAAGAGACAUGGAUUCUACUGUUACUUCAUUGGGUCCACUGCCAAGACCUUUGCUGAGGCAAAUCAAACAUGCAGAAGUGAUGGGGCUUAUCUGGUCACUGUUGAAGACAGAUAUGAGCAGGCUUAUUUGACAAGUCUAAUUGGCCUGAGACCAGAGAAAUAUUUUUGGCUUGGUAUGUCUGACAUACAGAAGAGAGGAACAUUUACAUGGACUGAUUUAGAGACAGUAACAUUUACCAACUGGAAUGUACGGAUGCCAGGAAGCCAAUCAGGAUGUGUUGCUAUGAGAACUGGAAUUAAUGCUGGCUUGUGGGAUAUUGUCAAGUGUGAAGAAAAAGUGAAAUAUAUCUGUAAACACUGGGCAGAGGGAGUAACGUCACCUCCAGUUCCAACAACAACUCCUGCUCCACAGUGUUCAGAAGGAUGGUUUUCUACUUCAAAUUCAAAAUACUGCUACAAACAUUUCUUUGGUACAAGAGAAACCAAGAAGACCUGGUAUGAAGCUCGAGAUUAUUGUCGAGAUAUUGGAGGAGAUCUAGCUAGUAUUCAUACUAAAGAUGAAGAAUAUGCUAUUGACACUGGCAUAACAUUUGAAGGUCGUUAUUCUCAUCUCUACUGGAUUGGUCUCAAUAUACUGGAUCCUACAAAAGGAUAUGUAUGGACGGAUGAUUCACCUAUGGACUAUACUAACUGGAAUUAUGGCGAACCAAACAAUCACCAUGGAAUAGAGCUUUGUGUAGAGCUCAGACCAUCUUCAAGAAUGUUUUGGAAUGACAGACACUGUGAAUAUUUUAAUGACUGGAUCUGCCAAAUUAAGAAAGGUGCUGAAGUGAAAAGUAUAGCGAUUAAUACAUCAGUUACAGAAUAUAAUACGACUGAAGAUGGCUGGGUAAUAUGCAAUGGGUCUGACUACUAUUUUAGUAAGGACAAUGUCCCCAUGGAGCAAGCCAGAGCCUUUUGUAAAAAGAAUUUUGGGGAUCUUGCUGUGAUUGAUGGUGAAAGUGAAAGACGCUUUGUGUGGAGGCAGAUUGCAAAGAGUGAAAUUAAUAACUUCUAUAUUGGACUCAUUUUAGGACUUGAUGGAACAUUCAGGUGGAUGGAUGGAUCACCAUUAACCUACGUAGCUUGGGAUGCAAAUGAACCAAACUUUGCAAAUAAUGAUGAGAACUGUGUUGUGGUAUACAAAGAUAUGGGUUUCUGGAAUGAUAUUAACUGUGGUUUUCCAAACCCUUUCAUAUGUGAAAGGCCAAGCAACUUCAUCAACACAACUGUAUUGCCUACAACACCAACACCAGUGAAGGGAGGAUGUCCUGAAGGCUGGCUUGGCUUUGGCAAUAAGUGCUAUGGAAUUUUUGGAAAGACUGCAGAAGAACAACUCAUCUGGCUGGCUGCAAGAAAUGAAUGCUUGAGUUUUGGUGGGAAUUUAGUAUCCAUUAUGAAUGCAAGGGAACAAGCAUUCCUUACUGUAAACCUGAGGAACAUGAAUGUUGGCUUCUGGAUUGGCUUAAAUGAUAUCAAUCAAGAAUUUCAGUUUCUCUGGACAGAUGGGCGACCAGUGUAUUACACAAACUGGGCAAAAAAUUACCCAAAGGGCUACAGUGAAAACUCUCAAUAUGGCUUCUCAUUCCUUAAACAUCUUCGAGCCAUCUUGAAGGAAGAUUUUCAACCUUACAGGGAAAAUCAGAUUGUUGACUGCGUAUUAAUAGCUACCGGCAAGGUAUCAGAAUCCGGAUACUGGCUGGAUGAAGAUUGCAAACUUUCAAGAGGUUACAUAUGCUACAAAUCUAGAGACCCUAACAUACCACAGAAGCCAACAGCAGACACAAUUAAGGACACCAUCACUUUUGAUAACAACACUUAUAGAAUAGUCCAGAGUAAAAUGAAAUGGGAUGAUGCAAUGUCUGAAUGCACUGCCAAAGGUUAUAAUCUUGUCAGCAUUCUGAAUGUAUAUGAAAAUGCUUUCCUCUGGCUGCAGGUUCUUAAGUUUGGAGAGCCCAUUUGGCUAGGCCUAAACAGCAAAAAGACUGGAGGGCAGUAUAAAUGGACAGACAAAUGGAAGCUGCGCUUUACAAAAUGGGGACCAUCACAACCUGAUAAGAAUAUGGCCUGUGUUUACAUGGAUGUGGAUGGAUUAUGGAAAACAUCAUCAUGUGAUAAUGAAUCUUACGUAAUCUGCAAGAAGUCAGAUGAUGUUCCUCCAACUGAUCCACCCGAGCACCCUGGGAAAUGUCCAGAUGCAAUUAAAGGAAAAGACUGGGUUCCUUUCCGUGGCUACUGCUAUUUCUUUGAGGCUUCAUAUUCUAAAAGCUGGGGUCAGGCAUCUCUUGAUUGCCUUCGGCAAGGUGCAUCUUUAGUCUCUAUUGAAGAUGAACUUGAAGAAAGAUUUCUCUGGCACAGCACAGAAUUAUUAUCUGACAAAACUCGCUCAUUCUGGAUAGGAAUGUUCAGAAAUGUAGAUGGUCAAUGGCUGUGGAUAGACAAUUCAGCUGUGGAAUUUGUUAACUGGGCCGAUGGAAAGCCUUCUGGUGAAGAUGAUACCAGUCAUGAAGACUGCGUGGAAAUGUAUUCAGCAAAGGGAACCUGGAAUAAUAAUUACUGCCGUUCAUACAGAGGAUAUAUCUGCAAGACAGCUAAGAUUAUUGAGCCUACCUCAAAACCUGUAAGAACAGACAAUAACGGUGGCAUGACCGGCGGACAUGAAGCACCGGCUUCGCAUAGUGUUACUGGAGUUGUCGUCUUCAUCGUAAUUGUCAUUCUAGCCAGCACUGGUGGAGCUGCAUAUUACUACUACAGAAGAAGGCAGAAGCCUUUUACAAAUGAAGAUAAUUUUGACAACUCGCUCUACUUCAAUUCUGAGAGUCUAGGUGAAGCUGGAGACAAACGGGUUCUUGUGGCCAGUAUUGAACAGAAUGAACAUGCCACAGUUUAAUCUACCAGGAGUCUGAAUUUCUGUCAGAGACUAUGCAAAUUGUUUAAUGCACUACAUUGCCAAGCUCUUUCGGCCUCCUUCACUUUGUACCUCUCUACUGGAUUUAUGAUUACCAUGCAACUGCACUAGCAUUUUGCCGUUCUGUUUCCCCCUCUAAGUAUUAGAGAAUUCAGAACUGAUCAUACAGGAAUUAUUGACUGAACUAAGCAAAAACCUGAAUUCAUGUUUUAUUAAAAUUAUUGUAGAUAUUUUGAAGACUUGAGUGUAUUUUGUAAUAAAAUUCUGAGUGUUUGAAAUUU
Protopterus annectens (West African lungfish) is the source of this 4834-nucleotide messenger RNA. It is a transcript of the gene MRC1, whose product is annotated as mannose receptor C-type 1. NCBI's taxonomy places the organism in Eukaryota, Metazoa, Chordata, Ceratodontiformes, Protopteridae. Gene Ontology annotation, molecular function: signaling receptor activity. The transcript has 31 exons. The record is from RefSeq and is a predicted model, not a curated record. Bases 75 to 4535 code for a protein of 1486 amino acids.